Molecule: messenger RNA, 1469 nt
Organism: Polyodon spathula (Mississippi paddlefish)
Lineage: Eukaryota; Metazoa; Chordata; Actinopteri; Acipenseriformes; Polyodontidae
Product: caspase-13-like
Exons: 8
Coding region: 72-1304 (410 amino acids)
Biological process (GO): proteolysis
Molecular function (GO): cysteine-type endopeptidase activity
Source: RefSeq, a predicted model, not a curated record
UGCAGGGAAUCCCCGCCUAGUCUCUGCCAGAUAAAAGUUGAGACCAAUUUCCUCAUUACUGUAUACUGGACAUGGCAGAAGCAUCUACAGCCCGCAAGAAAAAGGUCGGCAACAAAGCACACCGAAAACGACAACAUGCCAUGCCUGUACAGAUUGAUAAACUUGCCUUUGAAUAUAUUGAAGGAAACAAAGCUGAACUUGUGGGUUUGCUGUCCAAGGACGCUGCAAGGAUUCUGGAAAAAGCCUGUUCUAAAAACCUGGUUACUCCAGAAGAGUGCCACUGGCUCAAGAUAAGCAAAUAUUCCUGGGAUAAAAAAAUGUGCGAAGUGGUAGAGCUGAUAAGUCUUAGGGAAAAAUCAUUACAGUUCCUACAGAUGCUGGCAGAAGUUUAUGGAAUGGAGUAUCAAAAAAAGUAUAAAUGGAUCACUUCACUCUUAGACUUACCAGGGCUUAAGUCAACAACAGAUGGCUCUCCCAUGGAAAAAAGCAACUGCUUUGUCAAACCCUGUCCUCCUGAAAGAUUCAGCAGCAUCAUUGAAAGUCAAGCUGGAGAGAUUUACCACAUCAGAAAUAAAACCAACAGGACCCGCCUAGCACUUAUAAUUAACAACAUUAACUUUACAUAUCAAAAAAAGCGCUUGGGAAGUGAUGUGGAUAAUGAGGCGAUGAAGACACUACUAGAAGCACUGGAUUAUCAAGUGGAAGGGCACGCUGAUCUGUCUGCUGAGGAAAUGGAAACCAAACUAACAGAGUUUUCUAGGCGUGAAGAACACAAGACCUCAGACAGCACCUUUAUUGUCCUUAUGUCCCAUGGCACUGAAGAGGGGAUAUGUGGAGUAAAUUAUGACCAAGAACGUGACCCACAGGACAUACUCACCACCAAUACAAUUAGUAGGAUCUUCAACAAUAAGAGCAGUUUGAAUCUGGUUGGAAAACCCAAGAUCUUCAUCAUACAGGCUUGUCGAGGAGUAAAUUGCGGCUAUGUCAUGAUCCCAAAUUUGCAAGGAGGCUGUCACCAGCAACCUGAAUAUCAUACAGAUGCACCUUUGAACAAAUUUCACAGGGAAAGUGACCUGAUCUUUUUCUGCUCCACCACCCCAGAAAAUAUGUCUUAUAGAAAUCCUAAGACCGGAGCUUUAUUUAUUAAAACGUUGGUUGAUAUAUUUCGGAAAGAAUCAUGGAAUUUUCACAUUGAGGAUCUGUUUAAAAAGGUCCAACGCGCCUUUGUUAAUUUUCCCUCCCAGCUGCCAUGCAGAGAACGGACAACACUCAUUAAAGACUUUUAUCUCUUCCCUGGACACUGAGACACUUUUAACCGAGUCCACGGCACACAUUUCUCCUUUGCAUACGAGGAGCGUAAAGACAAUGCAGCACAAGGAAUUCUUCGGUCACUUUUUGCGAAGUUCGGGCAACGAAAUCUGAGCCGUCAUCAUUGAAGCUACUUCGAAAACAACAACUGUGAAAAUGUC